UCACUCCCAACGCUGUCGUUAUGUUAAAAUAUUAUUUUUAAUUUCAUACGAAUGCUUAAUGUGAGAUUGCGUCGUGACUUUGAUUGUUAUUUCAUUUCCAUUCUGGUUUAAGAGCUCGGCGUGUGCAGAGUAUAGAAUAAUCUUCCGAAUCAAUUGGAGACUAUAAUUCAAGAUGAAGGGUUUCUACGUGCUGUGUUUUGCACUGUUCGCUGCUGUCUACUGUAAAGAGACAUACAGCUCGGAAAAUGACGAUCUGGAUAUUGAAGCUUUGGUGGGAAAUAUUGAUUCUCUGAAGGCCUUUAUUGGAUGCUUCUUAGAAACAUCCCCUUGCGAUGCUGUUUCCGGGGAUUUCAAAAAGGACAUUCCUGAAGCUGUGGCAGAAGCAUGUGGCAAAUGUACUCCAGCCCAGAAACAUCUAUUCAAACGUUUCCUUGAAGUCGUCAAGGACAAGCUACCUCAAGAAUACGAAGCCUUCAAAACUAAAUACGAUCCCCAAGGAAAGCAUUUCGAUGCUCUGUUAUCCGCCGUCGCUAAUUCUUAAGGAAAUCAAUUUUUAAUCUUCCCCGCUGUUUUGAAUUUGCUCGCCGAUAUGAAUAAUUUGUACCUUAAUUAAAUUUGUU
Bombyx mandarina (wild silkworm) is the source of this 620-nucleotide messenger RNA. RefSeq names its product chemosensory protein 7 (gene CSP7). The record is from RefSeq and is a predicted model, not a curated record. Lineage: Eukaryota; Metazoa; Arthropoda; Insecta; Lepidoptera; Bombycidae.